Molecule: messenger RNA, 1469 nt
Organism: Puntigrus tetrazona (Sumatra barb)
Lineage: Eukaryota; Metazoa; Chordata; Actinopteri; Cypriniformes; Cyprinidae
Product: legumain-like
Exons: 14
Coding region: 169-1374 (401 amino acids)
Biological process (GO): vacuolar protein processing
Molecular function (GO): cysteine-type endopeptidase activity
Source: RefSeq, a predicted model, not a curated record
UAUUUCAACAUGCCCACAGUGGCGUUGGGGUUGGAGUAAGAGCAGCGAUUGGUUGAGACAAGUUACCUUGUGUGUAGUCUUCAUAUAUAAAAACAGUGACGUUUAAAAAGAUAAGCGCAACUGCAACCAAAGGAUCAUCUGACAGUCUAUACAGACUUUGCUCUUAAGAUGGCGGCAAAUGGAAAACAUUGGGUGAUGCUUGUAGCGGGUUCAAAGACAUGGAGCAAUUACCGACACCAGGCUGAUGUGUGUCACGCCUAUCAGAUCAUACAUCAGAACGGGAUUCCUGACGAACAGAUUGUGGUCAUGAUGUAUGAUGACAUCGCCAAUAACGAUGACAAUCCUUAUCCUGGGAACAUCAUUAAUAGACCAAACGGACCGAAUGUGUAUCCAGGCGUCCCAAAAGAUUACACCGGAGGGGAUGUUACCCCUGAAAACUUCCUGGCUGCUCUUAAAGGAGAGAGACAAAACUCUCAGAAAAAAGUCAUUUCAAGUGGGGAAAAUGACACAAUAUUCAUCUAUCUGUCAGAUCAUGGAAGUCCAGGCAUAUUUUGCUUUCCUAACAACACCCUUCAUGCCAAUGAUCUCAUUGAAACCAUCAAGGAAAUGGCGAGGAACAAGAAGUUCUCCAAGAUGGUGAUAUAUAUGGAAUCCUGUUUUUCUGCAUCAAUGUUUACCCAACUCCCAGAUAACAUUCAUGUGUAUGCAGUGACUGCAGCGGGAGCAAAUGAGAGAAGUUACGCCUGUUACUUCGAUCCUGUGAGGAAGACCUAUCUCGCCGAUGUAUUCUCAGCUCUUUGGAUGUACUACACUGAAACGAAUGAUCUCGAUAAAGUAACAUUCCUGAAUCAGUUUAGUUAUCUUCAGCAAGCGAUGAAUACCUCUCACCCCUGCUGUUUUGGGGACAUGACAGCUGGUGAGAAACCCAUCAGUGAGUUCUUGAGAAACACUCCUCGGUCCAUUCAGGAGUCAGCUAAAGCUCAGCAGCUUGUGUUGACUGAUUUGACACAGGCCCAUGAAGUGCCUUUCAAAAUCUUGGAGAAUCAAAUCAACAUAGAAACUGAUGAAGACAGAAAACAAGAUUUGAUCAGAAAACUUGAUGCUCUUCAUCAGAUUAAAGCUAAAAUUGAAGGAACAGUGGAAACUAUCAAACGGCACUUUCCUGACUUUGCACAUGAGGAUGAAGAUUAUUCUCAGAUGGAUUUACAUUCUUUCAAAACCGUAGCUGAACAUUUCAGGACAACCUGCUUCGACUGGCACGAGGAAGAGUUUCAGAUGGCCUUGUCACACACACACGUGUUCGCUCGUCUCUGUGCUCGUGGAGUUAAAACAGAGAGGAUCAUAGAGGUCAUAACAAAGGUCUCCAGUCUCUAAAUAAACAACACCUUUAAGAAGAACUUAAGAAGAAAUUUAGAUCCAUCUCAUCCAUCAACAAAAAAAAGAGUCAAAUAAACCAUGUGUCGACGUUC